AUUUCUUAUUUGUGAGGGGAAAAUACUAUUGUGAUUUUUAUAGUUAUGUUGGGUUUUGUACAAACUUUCCCAAUAAGAGUUACCCGAUGCAAACGAGACAUAAGUUUUUGUUCCAAUACAGUAAAGCAUAGGGAGUGGAAACCUCGUCAAUCACGUUUUUGUCAACAGCCCAUUCAAAGGGUAGACCUGUUGACGAUGUCCAGCUCAGACUCUUCUGAUGGUUGGAAGCAGCAGAUACAAGAAAGCAUUAAGAAAGCGGAAGAAGCCACGAAAAAAUUUGGAAGAGACUCUAAAGAAGCAGCGGCUGCCUGGGAUGCGGUAGAAGAGUUGGACGCAGAAGCUUCUCACCAGAGAGUGAGGCAGAAGACGGACCCUUUGGAAACGUUUUGUGAUGAGUCCCCAGAAGCAGAAGAGUGCAGAGUAUAUGACAAUUGAGGAGAUAUUGACGUGGAACUUUAUACGACUCUUUUGUCGUUCUUAUAGAAGUGGACUUUUGUGUUCAGUGCUAUAGGGUUUUUAUGAGGGAAAAUAAAUAAAGGGAACUUUUAUCGUUUGUGUAGUUUGCUGAAAUGAUCGUCUUUAUACAAAUGGAAGACAACAAUAUUAAAGGAUUUCAUUUCGUA
Messenger RNA from Galdieria sulphuraria, 623 nucleotides. RefSeq names its product small chloroplast protein. The record is from RefSeq and is a predicted model, not a curated record. Gene Ontology annotation, cellular component: chloroplast. The transcript is spliced from 4 exons. Bases 46 to 435 code for a protein of 129 amino acids. Gene Ontology annotation, biological process: negative regulation of reductive pentose-phosphate cycle. Lineage: Eukaryota; Rhodophyta; Bangiophyceae; Galdieriales; Galdieriaceae.